This is a messenger RNA of Anguilla rostrata (American eel), 7373 nucleotides long. RefSeq names its product cortactin-binding protein 2-like. Gene Ontology annotation, molecular function: protein phosphatase 2A binding; aspartic-type endopeptidase activity. Gene Ontology annotation, biological process: protein dephosphorylation; proteolysis. NCBI's taxonomy places the organism in Eukaryota, Metazoa, Chordata, Actinopteri, Anguilliformes, Anguillidae. The record is from RefSeq and is a predicted model, not a curated record. Gene Ontology annotation, cellular component: actin cytoskeleton. The coding region runs from base 726 to 5207 and encodes 1493 amino acids. The transcript has 24 exons.
CCACUGGGUGGCGAUAUAGCACUAUCAAUCUGUGUGAGCAGUCAUCAGCACUCGUUUCUGUUCCUUUCUCAUGCUCUGCAGAGGGCUGUCAGUGUAAAUAUUGAAAAGCAGCACGGCUGCCUGCUAGACCUCAGAGGCUCAGUUAUGUGUUAUAGUUUCUUGAAGUUACAUUGCUUUCCCGUGACUAAAUUCUUAUCUUGUGUCAGGCGAGAUAUGGUGUAUGAGUUAUUUAAUAGUAGGAAGCAAAUCAUAAUGUAGGUGCAUUCGGAUCUCUGUGGACUUAGAGGAAGAGAGAAAGAAGAAGAAAAACUCUGAAUCAACUGCCUUGAAGCAAAACCUCCCACACACGCACACACACACACACACACACACACACACACACACACACACACGAUCAUGCCGGGAAAAGCAAGGAGCCCUAUGUCACGUGACACCGCACAGUCAACAGGAAGAGACACACUCCAGGCCCCCUGACCCCCCCCCACAGCGGGCCGGAUCCGCACUGGUGGGGGUUGCAGCGGCUGCAGAUUUGGAGCAGGGCCGGGACAGGGGAUCCGGGGGUCACUUUUCUCCCCCCUGCCUGCCUGAGGAAGCACACUGGAGGGGCCUUGUGUGGAUACAGCCCUCUGGCCCUCUGAACAGGACACCACUGCCACCGCUGCCCCCAACAAUGGCCGAGUCAACCAGAGCCAAGUCCACAUGAAUGGGAACGCUACAGUGAGAAGAUGGCGACGGACGGAGCGGGUGGGGAGCAGCCUUCUCAGAUCCAAACGCUGACAACCGCUGUGUGUGGAAGCGUCGAAAUGAAAUGCGAGUUGAACAUGGACAACCUGAGCAAGCCCGAGCUUCUGACUCUGCUCAGCAUCAUGGAAGGCGAGCUGGAGGCACGGGACCUGGUUAUCGAGGCUCUUAGGGCCCCCCGGAACGAGGCCUUCAUCCAGGAGCGCUACGGCCACUUCAACCUGUCGGACCCCUUCCUGGCGCUGCAGCGCGACUUCGAGUCUGGGGGCGGGGCCAAGGCGCGGCGGGCGCCGUGCGCCAGCCCCCUGGCCGUGCUGGAGGUCGUCAUGGCGCACUGCCGGAGGAUGCAGGAGCGCAUGGCCGCGCAGCUCGCCGCCGCCGACGCCCGGCAGAAGAAGCUGGAGCAGGAGAAGGCGCAGCUGCAGGGCCUGCAGCAGGAGCAGCGGCGGCUGUCGGCGCAGCUGAGGGAGGAGCGGGAGAAGGGCAAGCACAUGGUCAGCAUGCUGGUGCGCGAGUGCAAGCAGCUGAGCGCCCGGGCGGCCGAGGAGGCGCGCCGCUGCCAGGAGCUCUCCGCCCAGCUGGAGGAGGAGGCGCGGGCCUCGGGCCGGCUGGGGGAGGAGCUGCGGGCGGAGCGGCAGAAGGGGCAGCAGGCGGAGGCGGCCUCGGAGAAGCAGCUGUGGGAGCUGGACACAGAGCGGGAGCAGCUGCGGGCGCGGCUGGGCCGGGAGGAGGCGCGCGGGGCGGAGCUGAGGGAGGAGAGCGAGGCGCUGCGCCGCCAGGUGGAGGAGCUGAGGACUGAGAGGGAGGCCCCGCCCCCUGAAGCUACGGCCGCGCCUCCUGCAGCUGUGGCCCCGCCCCCUGCGGACGAAGCCGCACCCUCCGCGGACAAGGUGGCCACGGUCUCCGUCGGCGUGGGGACCGAUCACGUGACCUGCCGGGUGGCCAUGUGUCAGACCGACCCGCCCGCGGCGGAAAUUGGCAUGGAGGGGCUGAGGAAGGCGCCCCUCGCCCUCCCCGCCAAACCGUCCCCCGCCAGCUACGGGGGCGUGGGCCGCGGGGCGCGGGGGCUCCCCCAGUCCGAGAACGGCCCGGGGGGGCCCGACCCCUCUCCAGCGCCCCACCCCACCGGGAUCAGCCCGCGGGUCCAGGCCGCCCGCUACAAGUUCCAGGCCCCCGCCGAGCAGGACCAAAACGGCACGCCCAGCCCCCCCUCCCGGGACCUGUCCCCCAACAACCGGGACAGCUUCGCCGCCCGGCAGCAGGCCCGGCACACCGUCACCCAGGUCCUGUCCCGCUUCACCAGCCCGCCCGCGGGGGGCGCCCUCCGGCCCGGCCCGCCCCACCCCGCCCCCGAGGGGGGGGGCCCCGUCCCCGCCCGGCUGGGCCCGCACGUCGGCCUCAAGUCCCCCACGCCGGGGCGGAUCGACCGCGGCAACCCUCCGCCCAUCCCACCCAAAAAGCCGGGCCUCUCUCAGACACCCUCCCCGCCCCACCCCGCCAUGAAGGUGUCGGGGGAAGGCGUCAGGCCCCCGGCCCCUGGCGCGGGGGGACUGCCCAAACCGGCCACGCCCCAGCUCCCGCCCAAGCCCGCCGUCGACCUGGCGGGCCGGGGGGGCGGCUGUCCCGUCCCAGCCUUGACAGCGACUCAGGUGGGUGCCGGCCCCGCCCCGGAGCAGGGGCCCCACCGGCCCGCAUGCGCAGGGUGUUCCCCUAGCUCCCCCGCCCCCCCCGCUAGCGCCGCGCCCCGUAGCCCCUGUGAGUCAGACAGCCUCCCGGCAGCAGCCUCAGGCUGGUGUGCGCCCGUAGCCCCCCCGCCAGGCUGCGGGGGCCCCGUCCCCCUGGUCGACGGGCGCACCCUCCUCCUCCUCGCUGCUGCCCAGGGAAACGUCACUUUGCUCUCCGUGCUGCUCAGCCCCGGCGAGGGAGGCGCCGCUGCCUUGUGUUCUGCUGCUCAAAACGGACACACAGAAUGUGUGAAGCUGCUGCUGGCUGCAGGUGUUGCCGCUGAAGUUCCAGAUAAAAAGGGCUUUACGCCUCUGCACACUGCUGCCGCCCACGGCAAGCCCAGGCGCGUGGAGGAGCUGGCGGGCGUGGCCGUGGACGUCGACCACGCGGCGGCGGACGGGCGGACCGCGCUCUUCCUGGCGUGCGGGAGCGGGAGCCCCGACAGCGUCAGGGCCCUGCUGGACGCCGGGGCCGACCGCACCCUCGUCACCGCGGACGGCUGGACGACCCUGCACGCCGCGGCCAGCAUGGGUAACGCCUUCUGCCUGGAGCUCCUCCUCCACCACCCGCCCCCCAGCGCCGAGCCCGCCUCCCCUGCUGCCGUGACCGCCGCCCCCCGGGACAAGAGGCCCCCCCUCCUGCCCAGCGCCCUCCUCAACCACUGCAACCGGGACGGCUGGACCCCCGCCCACAUCGCUGCAUCCAAAGGCUUUAAGAAUUGUCUGGAGGUGCUGUGUGGCCACAGCGAGCUGGACAUUGAGAAAAGGGACAAGUGCAACCGGACUAUCCAUGACGUGGCCACAGACGACUGCAAAGACCUGCUGGAGAACCUGGACUCCUACAGGGUUCUGAUCCGGAUCCAGAGAGGCUCGGAGGAGCGGGUCUGCACCGUGGACAUGCUGGAGGACGGGCUCACCGUCGGCAUGGUAACGGUGCGCAGGGCCACCGGCUGGGCGGAGCUGUCCCAGAGUCUGACCCGGGCCCUGUCCGCUCACUUCCUCCUGUUGAGUGGGGGCGGGGCUUCUCUGGGGCUCAGCGCCGACAGCGUCUCCUCCGUCCUCAUUGGUGAUGCUGUUUGGCGCCCUGGCCAGCCGCUCUCCCCGUCGCCGUGGGACCUGAUAAGGAAGCGUCACUGUCAGCACCUGACCGUCAGGCUGAAAGGCCUGUCUGAGUCGUCUCUGGAGGAGCUGGUGUAUGAUUCUCUGAUCCCCCUGCAGCUGCUCCAGAACUACAUCCGGCUGGUGGAACAGUAUCGCAAUAUCAUCUUCCAUGGCUUAGAGGGAAGCUGCCAGGAUUAUAUAGCCAAUCAAAUCUGCCGAUGCAUAAAGCACAAACAGGAAGCUAUGGGCGUUUGCUGUGACAUCAUCAGAGUGGAGGUGGAUGAGACCCUGUCCAAGGAACAGCUGGUGGAGACCUUCAUCAACUGUGGCUUCCUGGUCCCCGAGCGGCAGUGUGUGACCGGUGCUAGUGUGGUGGUGCUGCUGGAGGGUCUGGAGAGAGCCCGCUCCCUGUCGGAGCUCCUGGGGGACCUGUGCGAAGGGCUGGAGAACCGGGGCUCGGCCUACCCGCUGCCCCUGCUUCAUGGUGAGGCCUGCUCUCAGUGGCCAGGGGGAGCUCUGGUUCCCUGGGGCUCAGACUACCCGCUGCCCCUGCUUCAUGCUCAGGACGGCUGCGGCCUGCACCACUUCCACGAGGGCGGCUUUCUGAUUGGCACGCUCACCAAGCCCCGCCUACAUGGGGCGGAGCUUCUGCUGCAGCAGCACUUCCGCUGGGUGCAGCUGCGCUGGGACUCAGAACCACUAUCUGGCCUCCUGAACCGACACCUGAACAGGAAGCUGGUGCACAAGAUGAGGGGCCAGGUGCCUCCCGCCUCCGACGUGCUGAGUCGGACUGUGGCCUGGGUGUGCGCCGUGUGGCAGCAGCUCAACUCCUGCCUGACCCGUCUGGGGGCCCCGGAGGCCCUGAUAGGGCCACAGAUGUUCCUGUCCUGCCCCGUGGUACCAGAGCAGGCCCAGGCUGUCCUCAAGUGGCUGUCCCGGCUGUGGAACGUGGUGGUGGUCCCCCGCGUGGAGGAAGCCAUCGGCGCCAGGGUGACGGCCAAACGGUCUCCGGGCCAGCGCCAGUCGCCCAGCAACAAAAACCUGUGUCCCAGGCAACAGGCUGUGGUGAAGGCUGCCCUCAGCAUCCUGGUCAACAAGGCCGUCCUGCAGGGGUGUCCACUGCAGCGCACAGAGAUAGAUGAGCACCUGCCGGCAUUCCAGGGCGGUGGCUUCCCCCUGCUGUCACUCAGCCCGAAUAAGGGCGGAGCUAAGAAGGGGCGGGACGCCGCCGGCUGGCGGAAGGCUAGCACCAGCCCGCGCAAGAAGGGCGGCCCCGCCCCCGCCUGGAGGGCCGGUGGCACGCUCAGAGAGGGUUUGCUGUGCAGCACUGACUCCAGUGGCCAGAGGGAGGACGUGCAGCUGUCUCUGAGCUCAGAUGACCUCAUUCAGGAGCUGCAGGCCAUGUGCAGCAGCCGCUCCGAGCCGGACGUCAGUAAGGUGGGUCGCUCUCCCUCGAACCUCAGCGCCCCUGGGCCCGCCGGCAGCAAAAGCAGGGCCCCCAAACCCAGGUCCCAGCUCCCUGUCCCAGCCAGCACCCUGCAGCCCCCCGGCAGCGUCCCGCGCAGCAGAACAAGGCAGACGCCGUUGCCCAAAAGCAAACCGCCAGAGGAGAUCUGGAUCCUGCACAGAGAGCCGCACUGAAACCCAGGCCUCGCCCCCUUUUCCCUGUUCUCUCUCUCCACCUCGUCACAGUAGAACUGAGACUGCUUUUCGUAUCUGUUCUCGUUAUAGCCGUACUUGAUGCAAUGUAUAACAUUGUGUACAUGGGGACCGUAGUUCUAUUCUGUUAUAUAGUGUAUUGAGUUUUAGGUGGGGGAGAACUCAACAUGUUAAACCAGCCUUUGGCAAAACGAAACAAAAAAAAUUAUUUGGAUCAAAGCAACAGGACAAUUUUUUUGGAUAUUGCUUUUUUUUUUUUUUUAGAACAUAAGUGUUCCAUGUUUAAAUAGUUGCAAGGUUGUUUUAAAUACUGUUACAAUCAAUCAGGGUUUUACCAAAUGUGUAAAUAGGAACUAGAAACUUAUAGUAUAUAGAUGGACAGUGGUGUUUAACUUGUACAGUGAAGAUCUUAAAUAUUGUACAUAUGUUUGUACUUUAACAUUUAUUUGGUUUGUAAUUGUUCACUUGUUUCAAAGUGAAUGGAACGUGGCAAUAAGUAUCAUAACUAAAAACACAGGACAUUUUCUUUCAACCGUAAGCCAUAAUAAACAUUUCAAUUAGCCAUAUCCAAGAAUGUAGGAAUAUAGGGGGUAGGGGGGGGACAUGCCUCCCCAAUGACUGCCGUUAAAUAUGAUUAUGCAGAAAACACCAUGUAAUUCCUUUAAACAUAGAAUUCAAUUACAAAUCCCCCCCUCCCCACACCACUAAUUAUGGUUUGACCCACCAUGAUGCACAGCUCUUAUUUAUGAAACCACAAAGAGGAUAUAUAAUUUUUAAAAAAGAAAAAGAAACAGAAUAUGUAGUCAACGGUUUGCAUGAUUGCAGGAGUUGCUCGUUCUGUGGACUUCUCUUCCCAUUUGUAGUAGAAAUGCUGUGUGUCACCAGUCAGAAGCUAGUGCGUUGAUGUCCUCUGUCAGUCACAGUGGUGGAAGAAAAAAGUGAUUAACUUUUGCAGCUAGCUCAUUAACUAUGUAUGUAUAUGCAAGCUAAUCUCAGCUGUAAAAAAAAAAAAAAAAAAAACUAAAACUAAAAAACAGCAUUUUCAAUACUUGUAACCCAGCUUGCCUGCAAUAUAAAUAGCAGCCUUUGUCAUUUAAUGAAUAGAUUAGCUAGAUGGCAAUCAGUGAAUGAACAUGCAGGCUGGGUAACUAAGGUUACCCUGCGAUGUCCACUCACAGAAAGAAACCAGGAAACUAUGCAGUGGUUUGCCAAACAGGCAAUUAAUGUAAUGCCCCCCUCCCCCCAUUGCAGUGUUAAUAUUUAUUAGGUAAUGUUUUGUAGCCAAGUAUUGUAAACCUUAAAUUUACAAGUUUUCUUGUUUCUUUUCAUGCAGCUGCCGUUUUACUGGCAUCUUAUUGCUGCUAGCCAGCUUGUAGGAUGUUGCACUGAAUGUUUGCCUUUCUAUUGCAUUUAAAUUAUGUUGGCUAAGGUUAUAAAAAGUCAUUUCGAUUUUUAAUUUUUUUAUUUGAGCAAGUUCACUAGCAAUCAAUAGAACUAUAAGUUUGAAUUUAACAACAAACUACUGUCAACCCAGAAUGUAUAGUUUUAGUAGUAAUGCUAUGGGCAUAGACUUUGACCCCACAUAGACUGACGGUCAGUAGAGAGUCCAGGGGAGAAAAGUCCCAUUAGAUAAGUAAGUUAUUUUUUUAAAUGAAGAAAGCUAGGAUGUUGUGGGAUAUGGUGACACGUAGGAUAUGCCAGAAGAGCACCUCACUAGCCAAUCAACCGUGCUGCACACUUCUCAUUCGGCUGAGCACUGCCAUGUACUGCAAGCACACAGGAGGCCUGGAGUUAGUUGGGUGAUCACCGUUAGUGUCCCCCUCAGUUAUUUAAAAAAAGAAAAUGUCCUGUUAGUCAGUCCCUCCCCUCUCCCCUCGCUCAACUGAACUUUACGCCAUUUCCCAUACCUGCCUAACCCCUCAUAACCCCCCCGACACAGAAUUAAAGCAGAAAGCGUGUAAACAUUUUUGUUGAAAACAGUGUUGCGUUUUCCCAUUUUACUUCAUUUGAAACGUUCAUGUGUACUGAAGAAUUGUUCGGACUGGCCUCUGUUGUGCUCCAGCGUUAAGUAUCUGUCGAGUGGGGGCUGAAGAAGUGCCCUGCUUUCUGCAUAAGCACAAGCAUUAAACUGCACUCCAGUUUCUAGAA